Molecule: messenger RNA, 1611 nt
Organism: Williopsis jadinii
Lineage: Eukaryota; Fungi; Ascomycota; Saccharomycetes; Phaffomycetales; Wickerhamomycetaceae
Exons: 1
Coding region: 7-1452 (481 amino acids)
Source: RefSeq, a predicted model, not a curated record
CUACCAAUGAAAGGAGCAAUCAAGCACAUAUGUGGUUCAUUUGGUUUCCGUAGAUGCUAUAGCGAACUCUCAUCUAUAAAAUCACUCUCCAAGGAAUUGUAUCGGCUUAAUGCACUCCAGGAUCCACGUAGAGUGGAAGAUGAGCUCCCCAGAAUCUCAAAGAACAUCAUCACUAGCAAGAGGAUUGACCAAUUGACGUUACUGAAUUAUCAGACACUCGUUUCAAAGGUUUCAAGAAAACGCAACUGGUCUCUGCUGCAGAAAUACGAAUGGGAAUUGGCUCCUUUGUUGAACAACCUCGGUCAAAAUGGAUACCUACAAAAGAGUGGAUACGUGUUAGAGGUUGUGUCCAUUCUCGAGCACAUCACCAAUGACUGUGACACGGAAUCGAGAUCAAAGAUCUUGAAGACAUUCAGACAGCCUCUGUUAGAUACGAUAUGCUUCUCUAUAAGGCUGCAGGACGAUACGAGGUGUCACGAUGGUGAGCUUCUCCGCCUAUGGCUGCUCCAGGUGUUCUCCGCCUAUUAUGGGUCCUUGCCACCAGAGGAUUAUCAUACAAUAUUUUAUUCUGCUGUUCUAGCUGGUGAUGCAGUAACUUUGAAAGAGCUUGUUACUGGUGAAUUGUCUGUAAAUAUUGUUGCUGGUGAACGGCAGAACUUCGACAUUUCUGAAGAAGCAGCAAAGAGAUCAGUGGAAAUAUUUGCACAACGCGCUGAUAUUUCAUCCAUAGCUAAGAUAUGGAACAAUAGACCGUUCACAAGCUAUGAAGUUGGUCUCGUCACUGAAUGUGCUUCCAGCAUUAAAGACAAACUUGCCGUUAUGGAUAUUGCAGUGCACGAUAAUGACUUGCAACUUGUACCAGAGGACUUUGACCAUCUCGUUGAUUCUAUAAGUGCUGAUUUACAUACCAAUGCCCUCAAUAGAAGAAAUCUAACACCAGAUUCAUCAGAUUCAAGGAAAAGAAAGCUGAAUUUACAACGUGUGGAUAUUACACGUUUUGCUGAGACACACUUUGAUGAUCAAUUUGCCAAAAAAGAUCAAAGGGUGAAACGAGUAUUUGUUGAUUCAUUUUUGAAAGCAUUGACUUCCCUUUCCAAUACCACAGGAGUUGUUCAUGGGUUUACAUUGAUUCCGGGGGAUGUAAUCAACAUUGACAUCUUCAAUACGCUGCUUCAUUCGUGUGCGAGAGGAGCCGGGUCUCCAUUGACGGCAAUGGCAAUAAAGAAAUAUAUGGAGAGUGUUUCGAUGGAAUCGGAACUAUCAACAAAAUGGUUUUAUCAGGCAACGAAAGCAAUUGAAUGGAUUGAUACUGAUGGUAAACCUGUGGAUUAUACCCCAGGAAUCACCAAUAAACACAACCCCUACAAGGGAAACAAAUACGAUAAAGCCGACGCCGCCACAUUGACCAGAUUCUUCAACAAUCAUUUGUCUCAAACAUCGAUUAAAGUAUAGUCAGGUUGACGAUCGUUUGAAGUCCAGUCAAAUUCGUGGAUCACUUCCAUGGCCUUUGUAUAUUUUUCAUUUCCUGUAAUGGACAACUUUUCUGAAUAAACCAUAAAGAGCUCAUCGGCAGCGAUGGCACGUACCCGUGCAACUCUAUGCGUGGUCAUU